AUGUGGCAGGCAUCCGAAUCAGCUCCAUGUCUCUCUUGGCGCGCAUCUCGUGGAAGGAUGGGAGGCCCGCGGAUAACUCAAAGAGUCUUCACGCAGGCUUGGGAGGAAGACGCAAUCUCCCUGGACUUUUAUCGUACCUAUUACUAUGCAAACCAGUCCUUUUACGUCCCCAAGAAAUUCUUUGCGAGCAUCUACGAGCUCAAGAACGAGGAGCUGCUUGAAUGCAGUGAGUGGGAAGGUCUUUGGGUUGGUACUUCAAUUCGAAUCUCCAACUGGGUUGAGAAGUACAUCGGCAUCUCCGGUGACAUGGAUGGCAUUGCUCAGGGUGAACAAAUGCAGUUUCCCAGAUGCUCUGAGGGCUAUUGGUGGCUGGCGCCCGCCUGCCGUGGCAGCCCGCAGAUGUGCAUCCCGGUGCUGAUUGAAAACCGUAGGGGCAAUGUGUUCCUGGAGUACAUGCAGAAGGCCGCUGCCUGGCGCUUGCCCUGGGCCAUCAGCUUUGCAAGCAACACUCAGUUUCGCACACGGUUGAAUGAGACGCCCGUGAUUUGGAACCACCAGACUCCGGCAGCUGACUACUUGAACUUGAAGCCGGUCCUAGUGCAAUUUCCCUCGUUCAGCAAAGAGGUGUACGAGCAAGGCCUCAGGAUCAACGAAGAGCCAGCAUGGCCAUAUAGCAAGCUGGUCGCACGGGACCUGGAACGCUGGCUUCCUGAUGUUCGGGAAAUGCUGCAAAAGUCUUGGUGGACGGUGGACGAGGCUGAGAAAUUCCAGCUGGAGUCCGUUGAGACCUCUGAGGGCUUUUACCCCGAUGCUGAGGAGGUGGCCUGCAGUUGGCUGCGCAACACCCGGGACAGGUGGCGCCACUGGAUUCCCUCCAAGUCCACCUGCUUUGCCGGCCAGGGGCUGUUCGACCUGUCCACCAAGACCUUCCAAAGCAACCGCUCGGAAGACUCGGUCUGUCGUACCUGCUUGCCAGGCACGCACUCUUUUGGCAUCUGGGAUGAGCUUGGCAGCACCGCAGAGUGCCGGCCCUGCUCGCCGGGGCUCAGCCAACCCUCUGUGGGCAGCCGCGAGUGCACGCAGUGUCCGCCAGGGACCUUCUCUGCCAACCUUGGCGCCGUUGUGUGCGAGGUGUGCCCGCAGGGUGCAUUUCAAGACGGGUUCGGCCAGUCCUCAUGUGUCCAGUGUGCGGAGGGGACCACCACUCUGAUCCGCGGCGCCACACGCAGUGAGGAUUGCGAGUGCUCUCCGGGUUUGUACCUGCACAAUAUCACGACGUGCCGAAUAUGCCCCAAGGGGCUGGAGUGCGCUGGUGGCUACACUUCGCCCAAGCAGCUGGCAGGUAUGUACGCUGAGCUUCACGACGGCGGCUUUUCGGUGUUCCUUUGUAAGGACCAGCAGCACUGUCCCAAAGGGCCACCAGGGACCUGCGCGCCUGGCCGCGUUCGGCGGGGGUGCGGCAGUUGCAGCGCGGGAAGACAGGCGAGCGCUGAUGGAAGCUGCGCGGAGUGCGAGCCUUGGGCGGUUGGGACCUGGCUUCUGCUGCUGGCCAUGAUGGGAGCCGGUCUGAAGGCCACCAAGUGGAUUGGCAAGACAAUCCGGAGAGCCGCGCUCACGGUGGCCGUGCUGGGCGUCAUCUUCGGCCAGGUGGUGGUUUGCAUGCAGUCCGUGGAGGCCAUCGCCCAAUUCUCCUUGAACCUGACAGAACCCGCAAAGACGCUCUUGGAGAUUCUCUCAGUCUUCUCCCUGAACCUCGAACGGUUCCACCUUUCCUGCUUUUUCAGCACGGAAUCUGCAGUUAUGGAGUACAGCGUCCAGCUGCUCAUCUACCCAGUCUUCUUUGUGGCGACGAUUCUCUUUUGGCCUCUUUUCAGAUGGAUUUUCCGGAUGCCGAUGCCUUCCUUCAACGAGUACUUCGCCCUCCAUGGCAUGCUCCUGGUGGCGUUGCUGACUUCCUUGACGCUGAUCGUCCUCCAGCCGCUCCAGUGUCGCGGGAAUCCCAACGGCUUGAACACCGUGCGGGCGCGGCCAGAUGUGACCUGCUGGACUAGCGAGGAGCAUACUGUCAUGGUGGCCAUGUCAGUUGCCGGAGUGCUGGUUUACCCUUCUGCCACUCUUGCCGCCGUAGCCUUUUGUACAUGGCAGUACCCCAUUUGGUUGAAGUCUCAAGCGGGUUUGCAACACUUCGAUGCUUGGUCCUUCUUGUUUGGUCGCUUUCUUCCGCAGAGAUUCUACUUUGGACUUCUCUUGUGCAUCGUCAACCUCGUCACCGCCUUGAUUCCUAUCAUGAUGGUUUCUGCUCCGGCCCUACAGGUCGGCAUGAUGGCUGUGGUGCUCUGGUUCAGGCAGGCCUCGCAGUGCCUUCUCUGGCCUUGGCGCUACAAGUUGGCCAACUACAACGACCUCGCCCUAUCGGCUGGCACGCUUUUGCUGCUGAACUUAGUUUGUCCCUUGCUCAUCAUCGACGAUCAAGAUGCAACUCGCCUGCUGUCCAUCCUCAUUUCCGUGAGCUUCGUAGCUUUGCCCUCGUGCACCUGCUUUGCGGGCAUGUGCUCCCUCUCUGCGAUGCACACGGCGGAGCAGUUCGACAUGUUCCUUUGCCAUCACAAGUCCGGCACCGGCGCGUUCUGCCGGCUUAUGGCGCUCACCUUGAGCAGCCACACCAACUGCAAGGUCUUCCUGGAUUCGGACUGCUUGGAGGACGUGACCACCAUCUUCGACACCAUCCGUUUUCGCUGCAGGGCGCUGGUGGCGGUGCUUUCCCCCGACACCCUGCUGCGAGUGUGGUGUGUGGCGGAGAUGACCACGGCCUACAGGAGCAAUAUCCCAGUGCUGCCCCUCUACUGCGAUGACUUUGCCUUUCCCUGCGAGGAUGGCCUGAACCAUCUCGAGUCCAGCUGGACCGAGGGGCAGCUGGAGAGCCUGAACAGCCACGGGCUGAGAAUGGAGUAUGUGAAGGAAGCGCUGCGACACAUCAGCUCCUAUGCGCAUUACACUGUGAAUCGGAAGGACACCCUGACCAACCAGCAGGCGAUGAUUCUGAAGCUGGCCGAGCCCUUGAAUCUCAAGUGGAUCAAAGCUCGUGAUCUUACGAGCAUCGCGUCGAGGUUUUCGGGCUCCUUCUCAUCCAAGCUCUUCACGGAUGCUUCAGAUGCCAGGAUCUUGAUUUGCAGCUGCCAAGACCCAGAAGUGAUCUCCGCCAGCUUGGUUCUGCAGAUGCUUGUGCAGGCCCAGCUGCAGCAACUGGUGCACUUCGUGCGCUUCAGCUCGGAGCUCCGGCAGGCCAAGGUGUCCUGCCCCGUGCUGGUGAUCUUGAGCAAAGCCGCCUUUCUGGACGCCGCCUUUGCGGACUGCAUCGUGUUGCUCUUCGAGCUGCAGUUCCGGAUGCUGCUGAUCAAUGAUAGCACCUUCCAGUUCCCGUCGAACGAGGAGCUCACGCGCAUUGGCAGCCUCCAAGGAGCGCAGGCGCUGGCAGCAUUUCGGGACUUGCUGAAGAUCAUUGCACUCGCUUUGACACCCACCACCAGGAUGGACAUCGUCCACAAGCAAGUGAGCCUGAUUUGCCACCGUUUGGGGGACAUCGAGGAUCGUACGCCCCUUUCUCCGAGUGUUACUCCGGGCAGCCUUGCCAACGACUUGGACAGUGAGGUUGAGCCUGAAUUCGAAGAGCUUGCUGGGAAGCCGAAUGUAGAGACAGGCUAUGUGCACGAGUGUUUCUAA
Molecule: messenger RNA, 3720 nt
Organism: Effrenium voratum
Lineage: Eukaryota; Dinophyceae; Suessiales; Symbiodiniaceae
Source: the annotation of a GenBank genome assembly